UUCAUAAGUACAUUUUGCUAAUUUUAUUAGUAAAGAAGGAUUACAUGUUGAUGUUAUAUAAGAUAUUUUCAUUUAAGUGUUUCGAUGAAGUGGAAGUUUCAACAGCCUAGGUUCUGUUCUUUGUUAUUCAUCAUUAUAACGUUCGUGUCAUGCUUCACGUUCGUGUUUAUCUGCAUUUUAGGUACUAGAAAUUCAUACGAUUACAGUUCGGCRACAACAUAUACGAAGGCGGAAAUGGAACGCUUAACUAGAUUGAAUGAACUGAAUGACAAAGGCAUAAAGAACAUCGAGAAUUUCGGUCCGGUUUUCGAAGCGAUAGUGAAGUCGUUGAAUGUUUCCGUUUCUAAAGGAAUGGAAUCCUUAAUGGGUGCUUAUAAACUUGUGGAAUUGGUAAGGYCGUCGAAGACACAUCUUGAUAAGUUUACAUUUUUACCCCCACUAUGGUCCCAAGAGGAUUAUUUGAAGCCAUUGAUUUUACAAUCCAGGGGCAGAAAAACAGUGUCUAUGGUGUAUGGAAUUCCUACUGUUCGUCGCCAAGUAAAAAAUUACUUGAUACAUACAUUAAUUAACAUAAUAAGCAAUAUGGAUUUAAACGAACAGAAAGAUUCGUUGAUAGUAGUAAUGAUUGGCGAAACCGAUCAGAAAUACAUACAACAAGUUAGUACGGAAAUCAAAAAUCGGCUAUCAGAAGAAGUGAAUUCGGGUCUUGUGGACAUAAUUGCUCCAACYCCAGAAUACUAUCCAGAUUUCAGCAAGCUUCGGUUGACGCUUGGUGAUCCUAAAAACCGGGUCAGCUGGAGGAGCAAACAAAAUUUGGAUUUUGCUUUCUUAAUGAUGUACUGCCAACCAAAAGGGCAUUUUUAUGUUCAAAUGGAAGAUGACAUAAUCGUGAAGCCGCAGUUCCACACUAUUAUGAAAAAUACAGCUUUGCAGAGGAUAGCUAACGAACAAGAGUGGUUUAUAUUAGACUUUGGGAAACUUGGUUUUAUUGGAAAAUUGUUUAGAUGUUCGGAUUUACCGUCGCUAAUUCAGUACUUCAUUAUAUUUUACAACGAUCAACCUGGGGAUUGGUUGUUGGACGGAAUAGUAGAGACAAAAGCUUGCGGUAUUGAUAAAAAAGAUUGUCGAAAACUAAAAGACAAUUUAUGGGUUAAAUCCAAUCAAACAGUAUUUCAACAUAUUGGAACUUGG
This is a messenger RNA of Diuraphis noxia (Russian wheat aphid), 1191 nucleotides long. Its product is annotated as alpha-1,3-mannosyl-glycoprotein 4-beta-N-acetylglucosaminyltransferase B-like. Lineage: Eukaryota; Metazoa; Arthropoda; Insecta; Hemiptera; Aphididae. Gene Ontology annotation, biological process: protein N-linked glycosylation. Gene Ontology annotation, molecular function: acetylglucosaminyltransferase activity. The record is from RefSeq and is a predicted model, not a curated record. Gene Ontology annotation, cellular component: Golgi stack; endoplasmic reticulum; endoplasmic reticulum-Golgi intermediate compartment.